This is a messenger RNA of Apodemus sylvaticus (European woodmouse), 2609 nucleotides long. It is a transcript of the gene Arl10, whose product is annotated as ADP ribosylation factor like GTPase 10. The record is from RefSeq and is a predicted model, not a curated record. Gene Ontology annotation, molecular function: GTP binding; GTPase activity. The transcript has 4 exons. Bases 53 to 784 code for a protein of 243 amino acids. Lineage: Eukaryota; Metazoa; Chordata; Mammalia; Rodentia; Muridae.
GGCCACAGCACCAUCUUCCACUGCAGGCUGCUCUGUCUUGCUCCCUGGCCAAAUGGCGCCGCGGCCACUGGGCCCCUUGGCGCUGGCCCUGGGUGGCGCCGCAGCCGUGCUGGGCUCGGUGCUCUUUAUCCUUUGGAAAGCUUACUUCGGCCGCGGCCGGGAGCGGCGCUGGGACCAGGGCGAGGCCUGGUGGGGCGCGGACACUGCCCGCCUCCCUCAGUGGGACGAGUGGGAGCCUGAGGACGAGGAAGAUGAGCCGGCAUUGGAGGAGCUGGAACAGCGCGAAGUGUUGGUGCUGGGCUUGGAUGGCUCAGGGAAAAGCACGUUCCUGCGCUUGCUGGCCGGGAAGCCACCGGUGGAAGGCCACGUCCCUACCUGGGGCUUCAACUCAGUUCGGCUGCCUACCAAGAAUUUCGAGGUGGACCUGUUAGAGAUUGGUGGCAGCCAGAACCUGCGCUUCUACUGGAAGGAGUUUGUCAAUGAGGUGGACGUGCUGGUGUUCAUGGUGGACUCGACCGACCGGCUAAGGCUGCCCUGGGCUCGGCAGGAGCUGCAGAAACUGCUAGACAAGGACCCAGACCUGCCUGUUGUUAUAGUGGCCAACAAGCAGGACCUGAGCGGGGCCAUGAGCAUGGUGGAGCUGCAGCAGGAGCUGGGCCUCCUUGCCAGUGACAACCAGAGGGAGGUUUUCCUCUUAGCAGCCAGCAUUGCCCCUGCGGGAUCUGGCUUUGAGGAGCCCGGCACUGUGCGCAUCUGGAAGUUGCUCCUGGAGCUUCUGUCCUAAGAUGGACCCACCCACCUGCUGCCCAGCCUUGGAGACCACAGUUCUGCCUUCUCCUGCAUCGUUGUUGCUAACCUAGGCCUUGGGCAGGAGCAUCAUAGCAGCGCUUCUUCUCUCCCUCAAGAGCAAGGCCAGAUCCAUGCAGAAACCUUCCUGGUGGGGCUGAGGUGGGGAGGACAGUGACAGCCUCACUUACAGGCCACAGUGUAGCUCCAGCUUCCUUGCCUUCCUGCAGGGUGAUGAUCAGCAGGCUCAGUGCCUCCUCCCUGCAGGUCCCACUGGUUGAAGCAGUGUGGAUGUCACAGGUACUUCUGAGCCUUUGUCCCCCAUCUCCCGGUUCACUCCUGGUGACGUCAUGCACUGUCCAUGUGGGAAGGUUCUGGGCAGAACACAGCAAGUCCUUGCUCCUAGUCCCUCAUCAUCCCCCAGCCCCUGCUCUGUCUGUGGCCUUGUUUCUGCCUUCCUAGCCCCCAGGCCAUUAUUUUUAAAGGUGAUUUCCAUGGUUUUCUUCUAAAUGGCAAACCUGAAAACCUUAGCAGAGUCUUCUGAACACCUCCCUGCUGCGCAGGCCUGGCCUUGCCAGCCUUUACUGACCACAAAGUGCAGUUCACUGAAUAGGGUGAAGGGUGGUUUUGCCCAGGCCCGGAGACAACCUGCUGCUUUUGUACUAACUGUGCCAACGCCCAUGUUUACAUAAGUCUAGAGAAGGAAGGAGCCUGAGUUCUGGAACAAGACUGGAGCUGGGGACGGGGGUGGCAGCCUCAGAAUGGCAUUUUAUUUAUUUAUUUAUGUAUUUAUCAAAGGAAUGGGCCAAAGUUCUAGGUUCUGUUUCUAGGUGCUGUAAUGAAAACCCUAGGAGACUGUCAUAGAAAAUUUGAGGCUUUGAGAACUGUCUAGAAUCAUAAUUGAGAUUAGGCAACCUAUGUGCCAGCGGAGACACAGAACUGUAGCUUUCCCCUCCCCCAAACUGGCCUUGAGACCAUGACUGGAAGCAAGUACCUCAAGGAAACCUAGUACUCAUGGCCCAGGACACAGGACUAGAAGAGCCAACAAAAUGACUCUUCCUGUACCCACAGAGGGCACAUCACCAAGACUUCUGGGAUCAUUUAUUCGCCAGCCAAAAACAGAGACUGAACUUCUUUCUGUAUUCUCUGAAGCGAACAUUCCAUGCCUGGAGAUUAGCCAAUGCAGAGCUGGGCCCCAUGGCGACCCUGGUGCAGGCAGAGGAGCCUUUGGUGGGCCAGGGACACUGAAUGAGAGCAACACUCAGUGGACUGCCGUUUUGGGACAGUGUCACUCUGUAGUUCAGGCUGGCCUUGAAUUCAUGUCACUUGUCCUUCCUCAGCCUCCCCUGUGCUAGGAUUAUGGAAAGCAUUGGGUCAUCACGCCGGGCUUUUGGCGUGCUGUUUGAGGAUGCACUGUGUGUGCUGUUUGCCGACUGCCCAGCAGACAGCCCAGGAAGCGGGAAGCUUCCGAGGUGAAGUGAGCACAAUCAUGGGUGGGGGGUUAUGCUAUGCCCUGGGACCCCAUCCCACAAGAGUGAAAUUACUACAAACUGAUCACUCUCAUUAGAAGUGAUUUUUCUGCUUUUGUAUUAAAUAUUUAAAGAACGACUAGGAUUUUAGAGUAUUUAAAAUUUUGUUGGACACUGUAUGUCUGCUCUGAAGAUUCCACCUCACUCUUCAGUGCUAAAGUUACCUUACAACCAGACUUGUUGAGAGGAUUUCUUUUUCCUAACUGAACAACCUUUGUCUAAUGAGUUGCAUCAUGUACAAUUGUCAUAUUGUCCAAGGUUGGGGGGGAUUUAAGAAUAAAGAAUUUCACUGUG